Durusdinium trenchii is the source of this 573-nucleotide messenger RNA. The record is from the annotation of a GenBank genome assembly. NCBI's taxonomy places the organism in Eukaryota, Dinophyceae, Suessiales, Symbiodiniaceae.
AUGGGAACAAGCGCGAUCCGCGCAUGUUGUGAGUCCUUGUCACAGGCCUCUGCCGGCGCCGGCUCCCGGCGGCUUGAGGACCUCCUAAUUGAAGUGGAUGAAGCCAGGAAGGAAAACCAACGACUCAAUCGGCAUCUCCAGCAGAUGCGUCAUGAAUUGAAGGUGGGGGGCGAGAGACAUCGUGGGCACAGUCGGAUGCAGGCUCACGUAAGCGAGAGCAAACUGCCCGGUGAAGAGACACGCCAUCUUCAACACAUUUUGUCGCAGCUGCAGGUGGGAAGACCACGGGUGAGCCUGUCCCAAUACCAGAGCUUGCAACAACAGGUCCAUGAGCUACAGCGAGCGAAUCAGGCAUAUGCGGAUCCUGUCACUGAGCCCAGCUUCAGGUCGGUACCAUCCUCAUACAGCCACAGAGGGAGUCUCUAUGCUUCUGGGCGGCAGACGCCAAUGACCGGGGCACCAAGCAUCACACUUUGGAGCAGCGCAGUACAGCGCACCUCCGUCGGAGACCGGUUCUGCCUUCAUGGCCGAAGACUUCAGGCGACGCUUGCAGGCCAUGCAACAAGAGAAUGA